Miniopterus natalensis is the source of this 1498-nucleotide messenger RNA. The record is from RefSeq and is a predicted model, not a curated record. NCBI's taxonomy places the organism in Eukaryota, Metazoa, Chordata, Mammalia, Chiroptera, Miniopteridae.
AUGGAAAGGUGGACAGUGACCAUUCCCACGGGACACUUGGUGGCUACAGUAGGAGGAAAGACUGAGCUUAGCUGCCAGUUGUCCCCACCACAAAGUGCAGAACACAUGGAGGUGUCCUGGUUCAAGGGUGACCGUUCCAGGCUUGUUCACCUAUACAGAGAUGGCCAUGAAGUGAAAGGAAAAGCUGCCCAGGAAUAUGUGGAUCGCACAGAGUUUGUGAAAGAGGCCAUUGGGGAGGGCAAAGUGACUCUCAGAAUUCAUAAUAUCAGCAUUUCUGAUAGUGGACUGUACCAGUGUUCAUUUAAGGACGGUAACUUCAGUGAUGUGGCCAGCAUGAACCUGAGUGUAGCAGCAUUAGGCUUGGGGACACAGAUCCAUAUUCAGGCGCCUAGCGCUAAUGGACUUAAAGUCGAAUGUGACUCAGGAGGCUGGUUCCCACAGCCCGAGAUGGAGUGGAGAGACAGCAAGGGAGAGGUAGUUCCACAUUCAUCAAAAUCCUAUGCACAGGAUGGAUCCGGAUUAUUCCACGUGAAGAUGACUCUUCUCCUCAGAAACAAAUCACAGGACCAUGUGGUUUGCUACAUUCGCAACCCUCUGUCAGGCAAAGGGAAACAAAUAACUCUCAUCUUAAAUGAUUCCCUGUUUCUUCCAGUCCACAUUUGGCUGAUUAUUUUAAUUUCAGUUUCCUUUUUGAUAUUAUUUGUGAUCAUCUUGUGCUUUGGCUGUCAAUGUUUCAAAAAAACAGAGCUUAGAUGUGACUUCAUUCACUUGUUGAACUCAAUUGCUGCUCAAGCCAUGUGCUUUGUAUGCUUUUGUCUAAUGCUCAGUAUAUAUCUGAUAUUCCGGAUAAGAGUUUCUAUUCCAGAUCCUUUCUUUUCCUUAUACAACAACUGGAUAUGGGAUAUUACAUGGAUGGUACUUGUUCUGAUGCUGUUUUAUUUUGCACUUAUCUAUUUUUUAUACCUCACAGUGAAAGGACAUAUAAAAACAAGAAGAAUGUGUGAAAACAAUCGACAGAGAUGCAAUCAGCAAGAUGCAGACAUGGAAAACACUACACAAGAAAUGAUCCGAGUUCUUCAAUAACUUAGAAGAAAUGAAUCAAUUUCUGGAAAUAUAUGAUAUACCAAGUCUGAAUUAUGCAAGAUGGUGACAACUGAGGAAGCUAGGGUAGGGUUUAAAGGAGCAUUUGGCUAUCUGUACUUUCCUAAUUAAUGGUAGAACAAAGAUAAGAAAGGAAAACAUCAGUGAAAUUAAAGAAAUUAUUCAAUCAGAAGAAUACAGAGAAAAAAGAUUAAAUAAAAAUGAAUAUAGUAUCAAGAAUGGCCUAACAUGGAUGCAAUUGGGAUCCUGAAAGUUGAAGAAACAGAAUGGGAUAGAAUUAUUUUCAAUUCAGAAAAUUAUUUACAGUUACAGAUUUCAGAAUCUCAUAAACACCAAGCAGUAUAAAUACGAAGGAAAUCACAUCUAGGAACAUCAUAAUCAAACUGCUUAAAUACAG